CACUUUGGAUUUUUAUAUAUCAUCAUCAUCAUCAAAAGUGUUAGGUGCACACAUGAUCAUAUGAGACAUUCAUGAUUCAAUUUUUCAAUAUACAUAAUUUUAUCAACAUUUAGAUAACUGACAAAAUGCAAAAAUACGCUACACCACCAUCAAAAUCACCACCAUCAAAAUGUUCGAAUCCACAGCAUAAUCAUCAUCGUAGUCUAUCACUUGGUAAUUAUGAUGAUGAAUUAUGUCGUAUACGUAAACGUAGCGAAGUCAAUAGUGAUUUAAUACAAAGAAAAACAAUGAUUCAAUCAACAAAUGAUUGUAUGGAAUUGGAUGAAGAACAUAUUUGUGAACAAUGUCCAUUGAAUAAUAAUAAUAAUGGUAUACCAUGUGAUAAACAACAACAAGAUGCUAAACAAAAUCCAAAUGAGGUAUUUACAAACAAAACUAACCAAAUUGAUGAUGAUGAUGAUGAUUGUCGUCGUCAACAGUCAAAAAAUAAUACUAAUAACAAAUUUGAUGAAUCGAUACUUAUCGAUAUGUUACAAAAUGAUCCAUCAUUACGUUCAUUAUUAAAUCAAUUGAAAUUUUCAUGUUCUUCUUCUUCUGUUUUUCUUACAUCAUCAUCAUCGCCAACAACAACACCAUUCAAUAAUAAUCGUCGAUUACCAUCAUCAUCAUCAACAACAACGAAUGCACAGGCAAAAGGACAUCGACGUAGUCUUUCAUUACGGCAACAAUUUGAAAAUGGUUAUGAUUAUUUAUGCUCGGAAUGGAUACAAGCAAGAGAAUUAGCUGGUAAAACUGUUGGUCAUGCAACAAAAACUGUUAGCCAAGCAACCGGUGCUGUUUGGAAAGUUUGUAAUUUUAAUAUGUUACCAAAUUGGAUGCAAGAUAAUGAAUAUUUACAUACUGGUCAUCGGCCACCAUUACCAACAUUUUGGGAAUGUAUUAAAUCAAUAUUUCGUUUACAUACUGAAACUGGUAAUAUUUGGACACAUGGUAUUGGUGCAUUAUUAUUUGUCGGUUUAUUUAUAUAUGAAUUUGUUACAAUAAGCGCACAUAAAACGGCUGUUGAUCGUUUAAUGUUAACAAUAUAUUUUUCGGGCAUAAUUACUUGUCUAAUAUUUUCCUGUAUGUUUCAUACAUUUAGUUGUUAUGCAUCACCAAAAGUUAUCAAAAUAUUUUCCAAACUUGAUUAUUGUGGUAUAUCCAUACAGAUUAUUGGUUCAAUGACACCGGCAUUAUAUUAUGGAUUCUAUGAAGAUUUAAAUAUGUUUAAAUUAUAUAUAUCAUUUGGUGUUGUAUUAUGUAUAUUAUCGAUUGCUGUAUCAUUAUGGGAUAAAUUUGGUGAACCACGUUAUCGUGGUUUUCGUGCUAUGGUAUUCUUAUGUUUUGGUCUAUCGAAUGUUAUACCCGGAAUACAUUGGUAUAUAAUAUUGGAUUCACAUUUAUUAACAGCAUAUUAUCUAUUUAUAUUACAAGGAGCAUUAUAUGUUAUUGGAUCAUUAUUAUAUGCUAAUCGUAUACCGGAAAGAUUAUUCCCUGGUAGAUGUGAUUAUAUGUUUCAAUCACAUCAAAUAUUUCAUAUAUUGGUUGUAUUGGCUGCAUUUGUUCAUUUGAAUGGUAUUAAUUUAAUGGCUGAAACACGUUUACAUGAUAAACAACAACAACAACAACUAAACAACAAUCAUACUGAAAUUAAAAUAAACGAUAUGGACGAUUAUCGUUCAAGUGAACAACAUGCACGUACUAGUUUAUCAUUACAUCGAUCAAGUGAUCAAUCGAUUGAACAUCGUAUUGAUUCGGAUCGUAAUGUAUCAUCAGUAACAAGCGGUGGUGUAGAUUCAUUAAAAACAAUAACUAUGGCUGAACGUAUUAUGAUUGAUACAUAUGAAAAAAAAUAUCGUCGUGAACAUCGUCGUUUUGAACGUUUAUCAUCAAUUUAUAAUAGUUAUCUUUUAUUACAUUAUUUAGUUUGUCGUGAUAAUAAUCUAUUGAAUCGUAUUGGACGAUAUCAUCGAAGACGAUCAUCAUCAACACAACCGGCAACAUUUAGAUCAAGAAGACGACGACGAGGACGACAAAGACAUCGUAAACGUAGACGUAGUAGUAGACAUAAUAGUAGUAGACAAAGUAGAAGAAGUCAAUAGUUAAAAACAAGAAUUUUCAAAAACAAAAAUGAUUACUAAAUCUAUUUAAUGAUGAAAAUGAAUAAAAUUAACCCUUUAUCACUCA
Dermatophagoides pteronyssinus (European house dust mite) is the source of this 2226-nucleotide messenger RNA. RefSeq names its product adiponectin receptor protein-like. Gene Ontology annotation, molecular function: signaling receptor activity. Gene Ontology annotation, biological process: adiponectin-activated signaling pathway. Gene Ontology annotation, cellular component: plasma membrane. The record is from RefSeq and is a predicted model, not a curated record. Lineage: Eukaryota; Metazoa; Arthropoda; Arachnida; Sarcoptiformes; Pyroglyphidae.